This is a messenger RNA of Sugiyamaella lignohabitans, 1011 nucleotides long. RefSeq names its product Pc12g14970. Bases 1 to 1011 code for a protein of 336 amino acids. Lineage: Eukaryota; Fungi; Ascomycota; Dipodascomycetes; Dipodascales; Trichomonascaceae. The record is from RefSeq and is a predicted model, not a curated record. Gene Ontology annotation, molecular function: arylformamidase activity. The transcript has a single exon.
AUGGGUCAAGUCAAGACAUUAGAAGACCUCCCGUCUUACAACCAGCUUCCAAACAAACAGAGAUUUUGGGAGUGGGGGCCACCUGGUUCUCACGAAGAAGGUCUGGGUAAACAAAACCUGUUGACACCUGAACAUGUGGCUAAAAGUGCCAAAUCCGAAAUCAAAACUGGAGAUAGAAUUGGACUGGGAUGGGAAAUGCAUAAACUCGAGUAUCCUGCGUUUGGCAGAAAGCACUUCGACUUGAAGAUUGAUGCUCGUUCUGAAUUCUCACUUGACGACAUUUAUGAGUUCAAUCCACAACAAUCGUCUCAAUGGGACGGAUUCAGGCACUAUCAGCAGCCAGUUGCAUUCUCUGGCGCUGAUGAAGACAAGCAAAAGGGGAAAGUCGAUGGACUAUGGUUUGGAGGUGCCAGUAGAUCUGAGAUUACUGAAAAAGGGUCAACUCGGAUUGGUGUACACCAUUGGGCCCAGCAGGGUAUUGUUGGCCGAGGAGUCCUUAUUGACUAUGCUACUUAUGCUGAAGAAAAAGGGAUUAAGUAUUCAUGCUUCGAGCCCAAUAUCAUCACCCAUGCGGACUUGCAAGGAGCUAUUAAACGAUUCAAUGUGGACAUUCAACCAGCAGAUAUCGUUUUCAUCCGUAUUGGCCUUCCUAGAGAAUGGGAUAAGUACUCGGAUGAAGAGAAGAAAGCCAUUCAGGAGCGACCUCCUGAGUUCAUGGGUCUGGAGCCCAGCCAGGACAACCUGAGCUGGAUCUGGGACAAUCACUUCCCUGCCGUGGCCUCAGAUGCCAUUGCACUCGAAGUACUUCCCAAAGGUGGCUAUCCCAACGGUCUACCCAUGCACCAACACCUCCUAGCGGGCUGGGGAGUCACCAUUGGUGAAAUUUUUAACCUCGAACCGCUCGCGGAGCUCUGCAAGAAACUCAACCGCUACUCCUUCUUCGUGGCCUCGGUCCCACUCAACGCUGUCGGUGCGGUAUCUACACCUCCUAAUGCAGUAGCUAUCUUUUAA